Molecule: messenger RNA, 1691 nt
Organism: Etheostoma cragini (Arkansas darter)
Lineage: Eukaryota; Metazoa; Chordata; Actinopteri; Perciformes; Percidae
Product: chorion transcription factor Cf2-like
Exons: 3
Coding region: 119-826 (235 amino acids)
Biological process (GO): regulation of transcription by RNA polymerase II
Molecular function (GO): RNA polymerase II cis-regulatory region sequence-specific DNA binding; DNA-binding transcription factor activity, RNA polymerase II-specific
Source: RefSeq, a predicted model, not a curated record
GAAGAAGACAACUACGGUUCAUAUGUUAACGACCUAAAGACCGGACAUUUAGCGGAGAGAAGCCGUUAGCAGGUUCCAAAUAACGGCAGAAACCCCGAGGAGUUAACUUGCUACAGACAUGGACCGACACCGGAAACCACUGCGGGUGGUUUUAAAACCGGAAACGAAACUGCGGGGAGAAGCUUUACCUUUAGAUGUCCAGAAAGUGAUUGUUGGUGAAGAACAUCAGCAGGAGUGGAGCUCCAGUCUGGACCAGGAGGACAUGAAGUGCCGCCACAUUAAAGAGGAGCAGGAAGAACUCCAGAUCAGUCAGGAAAGAAAACAGAGUCAAGGGCUGGAGGAGACUGAUGUCACAAAGGUCCCAUUUGCUCCUGUCCAUGUGAAGAAUGAGGAUAAUGAAGAGGACUGUGGAGGAUCAGAACUAACCAUGAAAUCAGUUCAAGAUGCACAUUUACAACCAGAUACUGAUGAUGAGACUGGAGACUCUUCUGAACCUGAGAAUAAUGACAGUGCUGAUUGGAAAGAGACCAGAGAACCUUGGUCAGGUUUGAACUCUAUGAAUACUGAUGAAGUCCAUGUCAGUGCUUCAAGAUGUACUACUGGUGAGAAAGACCAUGAGAAAAGAUUUGGCACCAGUGGACAUGGAGAGAGACCAUUUAGCUGCUCCGUCUGUAAGAAAUCGUUUACAGUUAGUGGAAGUUUACAGAAACACAUGAGAACCCACACAGGAGAGAGACCAUUUAGCUGUACUGUCUGUAAGAAGGAUUUUACAGAGAGGGGACAUUUGCAGCAACACAUGAGAACCCACAUAAGAGAAACCAUUUAGCUGUGUGAAGUUGAGCUCUAGUCUGGAAGAACAGUAUAGAACCUCAGUCCGUUUUAAACACAAAAAAAUGAAUAAACUUCUAAAUGUUAUAGGAGAUGUUAUACUCGGUAGGUCUUUUUUAAAAGUCUAAAUUCCAAUAAGGAUUAUUGUUGGCUUUAAAAUGUCUUUAAAUAGGACGGUGAUAGGUCUAAAAUAAAUUGUAUUGGACUAUGAAAUUAAAGUAACUGUUGACAUCCAGGGAACUCCAAAGAUUACCUUAUUCAUUUUGCAAGUUUAACUGGACUUGUUGGGAAAUAAAUCAAACAGCCAGUCCACGCAACCCCAGCCCUCUCCAAAAGGCAGCUGUUCUGCUUUCACAAGGACCCAACUCAGUCUCCCUUAAGUGAUUUUGACAACACCAUCCCUAUAAAAGCAAAAAUUGCUAUUCUUUUUUUUUUCCUCUACUCCAAAAGGAGAAUAAACAACAUUAUUGCAUCUCUUAGCUGGGGCCCAGAUCAUUUCUCAGCAAAAGCAUGGCCUACUGAAAUUAGCCAAACACAGGAACUCUUCAUCUGCAGAUGAUUAGAGUAAACCAGUUAGCAACCAACAUGUACAAAGUCUACCAGCCAACCUGAAAAAAGAUUGAGAUGCACCACAACAGAGACUGCAUCGUUUGACCUCAGAACCACUAUUCUCCCAGCCUCGCUUUCCCACCAUGAUGGAACCAGCGAACAGAUGGUUUCUUUCUGUGGUAAUGUAACCAACUGGGCUAGCAGUAGCAUAGCAACAGUGGCUAAGCAAAGCUGUUUUACAUCUGUUAAAAGAGCCCAACCUGAUACAGGAUUUUUAAGACUGAUACUGUUUGGUUAUUUAAAAAACAAUAUGC